This is a messenger RNA of Zophobas morio, 1568 nucleotides long. Its product is annotated as cytochrome P450 4c3-like. The record is from RefSeq and is a predicted model, not a curated record. The transcript has 5 exons. Gene Ontology annotation, molecular function: iron ion binding; monooxygenase activity; oxidoreductase activity, acting on paired donors, with incorporation or reduction of molecular oxygen. Lineage: Eukaryota; Metazoa; Arthropoda; Insecta; Coleoptera; Tenebrionidae. Bases 7 to 1542 code for a protein of 511 amino acids.
AUAAAAAUGUUCACAAAUCUGACUUGCAACAUGUCCUGCGUAACUGAAAUGUUAUGUCUAUUCUUGCUUAUUACCAUACUUUACUUCUUCGUAAAAAUUAAGAGCUUUCUGAAAAAUCGUAGUGAAUUAAAACGAAUUCCAAGCCCAGAAGAUAAAAAUUUCAUUGGUGGCAGCUGUGCACAUUUACAGACGUCACGAGAUGUUGCGUUCAAAAUAUUUCGAGACUGGGCAAAAUUGUACCAUCAAAUUUAUGCUAUGACCGCACUUCACUUCGUUGUUCCGUGUAUAUUACACCCAGAUGAUUUUGAGCUCAUACUUUCCAAUCCCAAACAUAUGGAAAAAAGUGAUAUUUAUAACGUUUUCCAUGGAUGGUUAGGUACUGGUCUCCUUACAAGUACUGGAGAAAAGUGGCUGAACAGAAGAAGAAUUUUAACUCCAGCGUUUCAUUUUAGCAUUUUGCAGCAAUUCGUUGAAAUAUUUAACAGGCAGACAGAUGAUUUAGUGACAACUUUUGGCGAAUUGUGUCACCAAGUUUACAUUUCAGUUGAUAACUACAUUGCACAGUUUACACUGAAAACCAUAGCAGAAACUGCAAUGGGAACAAAACUGAAAUUUAUUGAACAAAAAGAGAUAGAAUACAGACAGUCAAUUAUAGACAUGGGACAUAUAGCAUCUUAUAGAAUAUUACACACUUGGUUUGUGUACAGCUUUAUAAAUUUAUUUAGUCCAAAAUACUGGAAAGAGAAAAAUGCCAUUAAAACCUUACAUAAUUUCACUCGGAAUAUCAUAGCAGAACGGACUCAGGCAUUUGAAAAACCCGACAAUACUCAUGAUAAUCAUGAAGUUUACAAGGGAAGAAAACGAUUGGCUAUGUUGGAUUUGCUUAUAACGGCUAAAAACGAAGAAAAUAGUAUCGAUGAUCAAGGAAUAUGUGAAGAAGUAGAUACCUUUAUGUUCGAAGGUCACGAUACCACUACCGCAGCUUUAACUUUUUCGUUGAUGCUUAUAGCGUGCCACAAAAAUGUCCAAGAUUUAAUCGUUGAGGAAAUUGAGGCUGUAACAGGAGAGUUAUGUAAAAAACCAAACUUUAACGAUCUUCAACAAAUGAAAUAUUUAGAACGAGUUUUAAAGGAAGUUUUGAGGUUGUACCCAAGUGUCUCCUUCAUUUCUAGAAAAAUCGGAGAAGAAUUAGUUACUGCUACUGGAUAUAAGAUACCUAAAGACACGAUUGUCCACUUGCACAUUUACGAUUUGCAUCACAAUCCCGAACUCUAUCCAGAUCCGGAAAAGUUUGAUCCUGACAGAUUCUUACCAGAGAAUUCACAAAACAGACAUCCUUUCGCUUAUUUACCUUUUAGCGCGGGACCUAGGAACUGUAUUGGACAGAAGUUUGCCAUGUUGGAACUUAAAGCGGCAUUGUGUGGAAUAUUGUCUAAGUAUAUUCUAGAACCAGUGGAUACACCUGACACGAUAACUCUUAUAUUAGAUGUUAUGCUAAGAACUCAAGACGAGAUCAAAGUGAAAUUUGUACCGAGAUUUUAAAUAAAAAUAAUUUCUAAAAUUUAAAA